UGCUAAUCAUGAAUAAAAAAAUAAAACAAAUUCAUCAGACAGACAGGCACAGCCUAUCUACUACUCACCCAUUAGUCGUUCACUCACUCCAAUCAUCCAUGCUUACAUAAAGCUAAAAGCUCUCUGAGAAUUGAUCCUCAGAAAAAAAGAACAAGGAAAAAAAAUAAAAGGAAUAAAAGCUCUAAUGGCUCACAAAUCCCUAGACGGUAUAACAGCGUCCGAUAUCGAAGCUCUCGGAAUCGAACGAGAAGUUGCCAAGAGUCUCCAUGGAAGGCUCACCAAGAUCAUCCGUAAUUACGGAACUGCCACUCCCGACACAUGGAGCAAUAUUUCCCGGCAUAUUCUCUCCCCUGACCUUCCCUUCUCGUUUCACCAGAUGAUGUACUAUGGCUGCUACAAGGACUUCGGACCCGACCCGCCUGCUUGGAUACCCGACCUGGAGGCUGCAGUUUCAACUAAUGUUGGGCAACUACUAGAGAGGCAGGGAAAAGAGUUUUUGGGUUCAAGAUACAAGGAUCCCAUAUCAAGUUUUUCUGACUUCCAAGAAUUUUCUGUCAAAAACCCUGAGGUCUAUUGGAAAACCAUACUAGAUGAAAUGAAUGUAUCAUUUUCCAUACCUCCCCAAUGUAUUUUGCGAGAGAAUGUGUCGGGAGAAAGGCAUUUCUCACAUCCAGGUGGUGAAUGGCUUCCAGGAGCAUUUGUGAAUCCUGCAAAUAAUUGUUUGAGUUUAAAUUAUAAGAGGAACUUGGAUGAUUCAAUGGUACUAUGGCGUGAUGAAGGAAAGGACGAUCUGCCCAUAAAUAAAAUGACACUUAAGGAAUUGCGUGAAGAGGUUUGGUUAGUUGCUCAUGCACUCGAAAAACUGGGUUUGGACAAAGGAUCUGCAAUUGCAAUUGAUAUGCCAAUGGAUGUUAGAUCUGUUAUUAUCUACCUGGCUAUUGUUCUGGCCGGUUAUGUAGUUGUAUCUAUUGCUGAUAGUUUUGCUCCUCUUGAGAUAUCAACAAGGCUAAGAAUAUCACAAGCAAAAGCCAUAUUUACCCAGGAUCUCAUUAUUCGCGGUGAAAAAUGCAUACCUUUAUACAGUAGAAUUGUUGAAGCUGAGUCUCCUAUGGCAAUUGUCAUCCCUACGAGGGGCUCUAGUUUCAGCAUAAAGUUGCGUGAUGGCGACGUUGCUUGGAAUGAUUUUCUUGAAAGAGUCGGAGAUUUCAAAAAAAUUGAAUUUGCUGCGGUAGAUCAACCAAUUGAAGCAUUUACAAAUAUUCUCUUCUCCUCUGGAACCACAGGGGAGCCAAAGGCAAUUCCAUGGACCCAUGCAACUCCUUUUAAAGCUGCUGCAGAUGCAUGGUGCCACAUGGACAUUCAGAAAGGUGAUGUUGUGUGUUGGCCCACUAAUCUGGGGUGGAUGAUGGGUCCUUGGCUGGUAUAUGCUUCACUGUUAAAUGGGGCUUCCAUUGCUCUGUAUAACGGAUCUCCGCUUGGUUCUGGAUUUGCCAAAUUUGUGCAGGACGCUAAAGUAACAAUGCUUGGUGUGAUCCCAAGUAUUGUCCGGACAUGGAAAAGCUCAAAUUGUGUUGCUGGCUAUGAUUGGUCUACCAUCCGUUGUUUUGGUUCCACCGGAGAAGCAUCUAAUGUUGAUGAAUACCUAUGGCUGAUGGGGAGAGCUUGCUACAAGCCUGUUAUUGAAUAUUGUGGUGGUACUGAGAUUGGUGGUGGAUUUGUUUCUGGGUCCUUAUUACAGGCUCAGUCAUUGGCUGCUUUCAGCACACCAGCUAUGGGCUGCAGUUUGUAUAUUCUUGGCAGUAAUGGCCUUCCCAUUCCACAAAAUCAACCAGGAAUUGGUGAAUUAGCACUGGAUCCCCUCAUGUUUGGAGCUUCUAGAACAUUGCUAAAUGCUGAUCACUAUGAUGUAUAUUUCAAGGGAAUGCCAGUGUGGAAUGGGAAGGUUUUAAGGAGACAUGGGGACAUGUUUGAGCUUACAUCUAGAGGCUACUAUCAUGCACAUGGCCGUGCUGAUGAUACGAUGAAUAUAGGAGGCAUCAAGGUGAGUUCCGUUGAGAUUGAACGCAUAUGUAAUGAAGUUGAUGACAGUGUGCUCGAGACAGCUGCCAUCGGAGUUCCACCUCUCGGAGGCGGGCCUGAGCAGUUGGUGAUUGCCGUUGUAUUCAAGGAUUCAAAUAAUCCAAAAGAAGACCUAAAUCAAUUAAGGAUAUCUUUCAAUUCAGCUGUGCAGAAGAAACUAAAUCCUUUGUUCAGGGUUUCACGCGUUGUGCCCCUUCUGUCUCUUCCAAGGACAGCCACUAAUAAGGUGAUGAGAAGGAUUUUGCGUGAGCAAUUUUCUCAACAUGAUCAAAGUUCUAAGAUAUGAUAUUCCAUUCUUUCUCAUGGACGAGAAAAUUGUUGUACAUUCACGAAAAAUAAGGAGCUGGAGGAGAGAGAAAAAGGAAAAACAAUAAUAAUAAUAUGAAGAAAAGAAAUGUAUUAUUUAGAAUUUUAACUCGUGAAAAUAUAUCUGAGAACUUUCCUUUCUCUAGGGUAUUUUAUGUUCACCAUAUGGGCCAUUGUAUAAUAAAUAUGCAGUACGACAAAUGUCAACAAUUCUUUUCA
Molecule: messenger RNA, 2604 nt
Organism: Ziziphus jujuba (common jujube)
Lineage: Eukaryota; Viridiplantae; Streptophyta; Magnoliopsida; Rosales; Rhamnaceae
Product: hexanoyl-CoA synthase
Exons: 14
Coding region: 185-2365 (726 amino acids)
Source: RefSeq, a predicted model, not a curated record